CAGGAACUACCGGCUAAUAUAAAGUUGCUAAGCUAACGUUAGCCGACCGGUGGGCUAAAAACACACCAUCGUUUGUCUAAUUUUACCGUAUUAAAUAAUUACCGUUCAGUCAAACUCGGUUUACGGUCAUAUCAGUCGCUCUCACCGGCUGUUUGUCUCCGAUAUCAGGAAAUAUGUCUUCUGCCCCGUCUGACCCUACUCUGGAGAGACAUUUCAAGGGUCACAGGGACAAUGUUACAAGUGUGGACUUCAGCUGCAACAUGAAACAAAUUGCCACAGGCUCUAUGGACUCAAGUGUGAUGAUCUGGAACAUGAAACCUCAGAUGAGGGCGUAUCGUUUUGAUGGACACAAAGAUGCUGUCACUUCAGUUCAGUUUUCUCCCUCUGGCCACCUGGUGGCAUCUGCCUCCAGAGACAAGACUGUACGUCUUUGGGUGCCCAGCCUGAAGGCUGAGUCAACAGCUUUCAAGGCGCACACUGCCACCGUGCGCAGUAUAAACUUUUCUGCUGACGGGCAGAAUCUGGUCACAGCCUCCGACGACAAGACCAUCAAAGUGUGGACUGUCCACAGACAAAAGUUUCUCUUCUCUCUCAACCAGCACAUCAACUGGGUCCGCUGUGCCAAGUUUUCUCCAGACGAUCGUUUGAUUGUAUCGUCCAGUGAUGAUAAGACUAUAAAGCUGUGGGACAAGAACAGUAGAGAGUGCAUUCAUUCUUUCUAUGAACAUGCUGGUUAUGCAAAUCACGUGGACUUCCAUCCCAGUGGAACGUGUAUAGCUGCAGCCUGUACUGACAACUCUGUUAAAGUCUGGGACAUCAGAUCCCAUAAGAUGCUCCAGCACUACCAAGUUCAUAGCGGUGUGGUGAACAGCUUGUCUUUCCAUCCGGCUGGUAAUUUCCUCAUCACUGCAUCCAGUGACUCCACAAUGAAGAUACUGGACCUUGUAGAGGGCAAGCUACUGUACACGCUGCACGGACACCAGGGUCCAGUGACCUGUGUGGCCUUCUCCAGGACAGGAGAGUAUUUCUCCUCUGGAGGUUCUGAUGAGCAGGUAAUGGUGUGGAAGAGUAAUUUUGACUGCGCUGAAGGCAUCGAUGACUUCAGGCUGCAACAUAAAGCUGCUCCCAGCCUGCAGGCAGUAGGCAGCUCCACGGCUCAGCCCCCCCUCACCCCCUCUGAGCACCGCAGCCAGGCCUGCGACCCCUCAGAACAUGCAAACGGUCAGGACUCCCACACAAAGAGCGGCAGUCGCAGCCAGAGCAGAGCGACUCGCUCACAGACCUUCGGACCCCUCAGCUCCAGCUCUUCCUCCACCCACCAGACACAGACCCCGGGUUUACCGCCGCAUUCACCCCAGGUUCAAGCACUGUCCCAGGCCUCGGAUGGGGGGGUCCCUCCUGGUCUGGCCAGCACCCUGGAACACAUCAUUGGUCAACUGGAUAUUCUCACUCAGACGGUUUCGAUCUUGGAGCAGCGGCUGACGCUGACAGAGGACAAGCUCAAGGAGUGUUUGGAGAACCAGAUGGAGAUCGGUCUACAUCUCCAGAGACGUGAGGAGGCCUAAAGAUGGCGGCACCAGAGAGAGGUUGAAGUGUGGUGUGAGGGAAAUGGGGGUCACACCAACACUACUCACAGAAAGACAUCUAGCGAACACGCCAGUUGUUACAUCUCACUGAAAAUGUGCGAUCUUGCACACUUGAACAAUGCACACUGAGCCUCACUGCUGAUGUACUGCGCCUGGUUAUAUUACAAAGAGAUAUCUGAAGUGAAGGAGUUGAAUAUUAGAGAAGUUGUUCUUUUACAAGAGUGCUGAGAGAGCAGUCCGCUUUCUGCUGACAAAGGAUCUGCUGCGAGUCACUUUGUGAGUGUGCAAGCGUCUGUGUGUGUGCGUGUUUCAAUGUGUGUGCACAAAAUGGUGUCCUGUGUAGAUACAUGCAAGAGACUUUCAUACUUGCCUUUGCACUACACAUGUGGACAUCUUGAACUCUAUUUGUGUAUGUGGCGUGCAGUUCAUGCAGAAUGGCAUCAGUAGAAAACACAAAUACUUCAGUUCCCUCAACCAACAUCUCAAAAUGCAUGAUAUUUAUUUGAGUUGUAUUGAGACCAGCACAAUCCUUUUUAAAUUGAACAAAGAGUAAUUGAAAAGUUAUUUAAAGUGUGCUGUCUAUGGAUGCUUCAUGUUUGUUCACCUGUUUGUUGGACAUUAGUAGAAGCACUGGUUUAAAUCAACUAACUUAACCUUUACCGCGGAGCCAACAAAGUACCUUACCAAAUUGGUAAGUUUGUUACAGUUAUUAAAGAAUAUCUCUUAUGUUAUAUUUUAUUUUCAACAAGUCCUGUUAAAAUACUAAAAAGCAACAAGGAAUUUAUUCAGACAGGCUAGGAGGGUGGCAACGUAUUGAGAGAUGUACUAACACAUAGUUGGCUUUGGUUUUCUGAUUUGUUGAUCAUAAAACUAAAUAUAAAAUAACUUCAGUAGUUUAAAAGAUUUCGGAGUUUAUAGCAACCGAUUGUUGAAAGAUAAGCAUCUUGUUCCAUCCACAUACACUGUGUCUUAAACUUUUAUACUCUGAAAG
Trematomus bernacchii (emerald rockcod) is the source of this 2577-nucleotide messenger RNA. It is a transcript of the gene poc1a, whose product is annotated as POC1 centriolar protein A. Gene Ontology annotation, biological process: cilium assembly. NCBI's taxonomy places the organism in Eukaryota, Metazoa, Chordata, Actinopteri, Perciformes, Nototheniidae. Gene Ontology annotation, molecular function: protein binding. The transcript is spliced from 11 exons. Gene Ontology annotation, cellular component: centriole; ciliary basal body. The coding region runs from base 174 to 1565 and encodes 463 amino acids. The record is from RefSeq and is a predicted model, not a curated record.